Messenger RNA from Limulus polyphemus (Atlantic horseshoe crab), 8880 nucleotides. Its product is annotated as semaphorin-5A-like. Bases 277 to 3270 code for a protein of 997 amino acids. Gene Ontology annotation, biological process: positive regulation of cell migration; semaphorin-plexin signaling pathway; neural crest cell migration. NCBI's taxonomy places the organism in Eukaryota, Metazoa, Arthropoda, Merostomata, Xiphosura, Limulidae. The record is from RefSeq and is a predicted model, not a curated record. Gene Ontology annotation, molecular function: semaphorin receptor binding; chemorepellent activity. The transcript is spliced from 19 exons.
UUAAGUGCGGUUGUUGUUGAAAGUAGACGUGUUAUGCUAGUGCUUCACCACUAUACCAACGUUAAAUCACGAAACACCAAAAUCAUGUUGUAUUGGAUUCAUUAGAUUACCUGUUGAAGCUGAACUUGUGGGUAAACACAUCGUUAACGGUGAAUAUGUUUCUGCUUGAGACUAAAAGUAGGUGACUCAAGUUCUUAUGAUCAAAUAACAGAUGAAAGAUCUUUGGAAAUGAAAUGAAUUUGCUUUGCGAGUGAUCUAGUCUGCAUCAGUGUUCUCAUGAUGCUGAGAGCUGCAUUUUCAUCAAACAUUGAAGUACCACUGAGGUGUAGAUGCAGAAAGGAAAUUCUCCUUACGUUACUGAUAUUGUGUGCUUUGGAGCCUUUUGGCAUGGGUCAUUGGGUACCAUCAGAAAAAAAUAGCCAGGACUUCAGACAAAUUACACAUCAAGCAAUACAGCAGAGCAACAUUGAUAGAUUUAGUCAAAUAGGCGUCAGAAGAUAUUCUGAGCUGUUGUUCGACGUUUCUCGUUAUCAACUUAUUGUUGGAGCACGUGACUAUCUGUUCAGAUUCAGUUUAGACAAGUUAAAAAAAAUAGAAGAAGCUCAUCUGCCUUCUUUAGAAUCCAGGAUAAGUGAAUGUCUGACAAAAGGACAAUCUAUUGAAAAUUGUCGGAACUUUAUAAAAGUUCUCCUUUCCCACAAUGACAAGAUAUUUGUUUGUGGAACAAAUGCAUUUUCUCCUGAAUGUUCUUGGAGAGAUAUUCAAUCAUUAAACACGGUCUAUGAAACUGUUCCUGGAAUAGCCAAGUGUCCAUAUAAUCCUAAUAAUAACAUAUCUGCACUGCUGACUAUGGAUGGCGACUAUUACAUAGCUUCAGCUCUAGAUUUCUCUUCUCGAGACUCAGCAGUUUAUCGUGCUAUGGGAAAAGUUCCUUAUUUACGAACGGUCCAAUAUGAUGGAAAAUGGCUAAGUGAACCAGAUUUUAUUGCUUCUUAUGAAAUUGGAAAAUUUGUAUAUUUCUUCUUUAGAGAAACAGCAGUUGAAUACAUGAACUGUGGCAAGAAAAUAUAUACUCGGAUUGGAAGAAUAUGCAAGAAUGACGUAGGAGGGCAAUUUAUGCUCAAAGACAAUUGGACAACUUUCCUUAAAGCUCGGCUAAACUGUUCUAUUCCAGGAGAAUACCCAUUCUACUUUGAUGAGCUUAAAAGUUUACAUUAUAUAGAGAGAGAUGGGCUUUUUUAUGGUGUUUUUACUACACCAGAUAAUAGCAUCUAUGGUUCAGCUAUCUGUAUUUUCAACAUAACCAAUAUAGAAAGGGCAUUUGAAGGUCCCUUCAAAUAUCAAGAAACUCCCAAAUCUCAGUGGGAGCGACAUAAUGGACCGCAUAGGCAUUUUCAGUGCGAAACCCCUGGUAGCUCUCAACAUCUGGUUGAUGCUGAUCGUUUCAAGUUAAUGGAUGAUGCAGUACAAGCCAGUUAUUCCAGACCUGUAUAUAUGACUAAAUUUGAGAGAUUCAGCAAAGUUGUAGUUGAUGUAGUUCCAACCAAGUUCUCAGAUGGUAUCCAUGUUUUAUUUGUGGUCACAUUAGAAGGAGUAAUAAAAAAAUUGAUCCUGGUUCCUAAGACCAAUGAGGCAUGUAUGGUGGAAGAGAUUCAUGUUUUUCUUCCUAACAGCACAGAACAGGUCAUAUCCAUGAAACUUCUAACUGAUACGAGCUCACUGUAUAUUGGAACUGAAACACAACUGAUGAGUAUACCCUUACAUCGCUGUGAACGGUUCAGAGAUAAGGAUUCAUGCCUCAAUGCUAUGGAUCCAUACUGUGGAUGGAAUAGUCAUGAAUUAAGGUGUACUACUGCCCCCUAUCGUAGCCCUCAUAGCACUUUCUGGGAACAAGAAUUUCAUGGUGAGUGGAGCCAGUGGUCUUCGUGGUUUCAAUGUGAACAGUCGGGCGUGGAUUCUCCUGGUGACUGGUGUCUAUGUCGAGAAAGAACAUGCACCAAUCCUGCUCCUAAAAAUGGUGGAGAACAGUGUAGUGGAGGAAAAAUACAAGUGUCAAACUGUACACGAAAUGGCCUAUGGACACAGUGGUCAGCAUGGUCUGCUUGUUCUCAGACUUGUGGUCUGGCUCUAAAAACACGACGUAGGUAUUGUGGUAAUCCAUCUCCAGCCCAUGGGGGGAGGAUAUGUCUUGGCCCAGAAAUGGAAGAAACACAUUGUUCAACAAACCCUCCUUGCUUAGGACCAUCACUUCCUCCUGUGGAUGGGAAAUGGUCAAAAUGGUCAUCUUGGAGUGAAUGUAAUGUGAAAUGUGGAGGUGGAUUUCAGACCCGACAACGAAAAUGUAAUAACCCUUACCCAAAACAUGGGGGACUUGAAUGUAUUGGCUGUGCCACCCAAAACCAGGAGUGUAAAAUGCAAAAAUGCACUGAGCUUAGGAAGGCAAGCAAAUGGACUCCUUGGCUAAAAGUAAACAGUACUAAAGAUGGUUACUUUGAGCAAAGAUUCAGAUUUAUCUGCCGUGCUAGUGUGCCAUCUGAAGAUUUAUUUCGUAUUGGCCACAUGAAGACAGAAGAACGAUUUUGUUUAUUUGAUACAAAGACAUGUUUUGAUCCUGCUUAUAUCAACACUGAUGGCAGUUCCGCCGAGUGGUUAGAAUGGUCAGCAUGGUCAGCUUGCAGUAGUUCCUGUGGUGGGGGAGUCCAAGUACGAGAGCGAAAUUGCUCGAAUCCUCGCACUAAUAAAAAUGUUUUAGCUUGUGAAGGUGAUGAGCGUAUGGAAAGAUCAUGUAAUCUACAAAAUUGUAAAGAAUUUUCAGAUGGAUGGGAAGAAUGGUCUGUUUGGUCACUCUGUGACUCUAAAUAUGAACAGCACAGACGGAGAAAGUGUGACACAAGUAAACCACACAUAGAACAAUGUCAAGGCCGGACAAAAGAAACAAGGCUAUGCAUCUCUGGCCAACCAGGACUAGUGAAUUCACAGCCAUCUCUCAAGGAUCAUGGGAUAUCGACAGAAAAACUUGUUGGUUUCUGCAUUGGGUCAUUUCUUACAGGCAUUAUUAUAGCUUUUAUUGUUACUUAUAUGUUCAUGAACAAGAAACAUCCCAGCAGAAAUAGAAAAUAUUUACAGAAAAAAGUAAACUCCAAUGUUUACAUGCCAUCAAAUGACUGUUUAAACAGCAUGGACUCUAGUUGUAGCACACAAGAGAAGACCUGUUUGCGAGACAGUAGCAUUAAAAAAAAUCCCAGGUCUAAAAAUGACUAUACAUAUUGAUUACAUCUUCUGAAGUGCUUAUUGUAAGAUUGUCAAAUUAGUAUCAACAGAUCCCAUAAUACUGUCAUCAACCAGUAAAAUGAGCUGAAGACUGUGAAAAGGAGAAUACAAUACAAAACACAAGGAAGCUCAGUGCUGUAGCAGUAGUGGGGGUCUAGUAGAAGGAGACCGAUGCUAAAGAUUUGCAAAAUCUUAAAUGAGUAAUGGGUAAGGACCACAUUCCUCCAAUGAAAAGUGAAAAAAUUUGGUUAACUUACAUGUAUCAUCAACUACACCACUGAUGAACAGUGUAUCACUACUCCACUACAAAGUACAUUCGUGCAUAUGCUGAAAUGUUCUUUAUGAUGAGGCAAAAGUUAAAAUUUUGUCAGUUAGUUGUAUCAUAAAGAAAAAUGUUCUGUUUGAUGUUCUUGUACCUUGGUGAAUAUGGGGUUUCAUAUAUUUUUACCUAUUUAUUUCAGAUUCGUACAAUAUAGAAGUUAGAUUAUCCAUAUGAGCUUCUAAGAUACACACACACACACACACACACACACACUGUUUGAUGUUUUCAGGUACAUUUAGUUUUGUUUAUGAAAAACUUUACAAAUAAAAUAUUUCAGCAUAUGCAUGGAUAGAAUUUUAAAAAGUGGUUUGAAAUUCAAGUCUAAUUAGGAAGUUACCAUUUUAUUUUAACCUCAAACUCUCCAUAAUAGUUUUAGCUUCACUGCAGUGUAUUUCUUUUGCACUUUAUUCAGUGCCAUAGUAAACUUUCAGUAACUGUAAAGUAUGUAUGUAUAUGUAUAAAUUAAUAUAUCUUUUAAAUAGCAUUUAUUAUAUAUAUAUAUGCUACCUAAAAGAUUUGUUAAUUCAAAACUAACUUGGCCAAACUAAAGUGAUAAAAUAAUUGCAAUUAAGACACUUAAUUCUAUAUUAUGCCAGAACAAACACUCAUUGGAUCAAAAACAAAAUCAUGUAGUUUUUACACUUGGAGCAACAAAAUUUGUCAUAUAUUCUGUAAGUUGGAAUGUUUCUUUCAAAGAAAAUUUUAUAUUUUGUUUUUUGUAAAUGGGUUUGUGUGUGUGUGUGUUUGUGUGUGUGUGUGUAUACAUGGUAUUGACUACCAUGAAAGGUUGUCACUAUAAAGUAAGUGAUCUAUUGCACUAAAAAAAAAGAGAUUAGGCCCUGUUAGCUAAACCUUUAUUAACAUUCAUUAGUACAUAAUCAUAACCAUAGCUUAUCAUUGUUGUUUUUGAAACAUUUUGUCCAAAUAUGUGCAACAACAAAAAAUAGAGAGACCACGUAGAAUAAGAGCAAAGUAUAGCUUAUGUGAUUUAUCAGAAAAAUGUUUAUGUAGUACUUGCUAAAUGCAUAUGUUGAUCCUUGUGGUUUGGUCAUUGAUUCUUCACUUGAAUGAAAGAGAUGAGACGAGAAAAGUAUUGCUGUUAUAAGUCAUUAGAAUGUUUUGAGAUGUUCUCUUGUAGUUAAUGCAUUCCUUCAGGAACCACUCACUGAUACACCAGGUGUGGGAAAAUAGUGGCAUUAAAAGUUCUCAGAUUGUUUCUCUCACUUCAGCAAAUUUGGGCUUAGGUUUAGUACUUGUAUGUUUUUAAUAUUUUUCAUUCUUAUGCUUCUUAGGAAAUGAUAUUCAAUGUACUAUAUCUUAUUUUACUAAAACUAACUAAAAGAUUCAGCAAAUGCCAUAACUUUUAAAAUCUAGAAAAUGUGUUCUCGCUUUCUACAUACACUUUAUACAACUGUCAAAAUAUUUGAUUUUGAUUAUUUGUGCAUUUUGUAUCACUAACAAAGAUAAGACAAACUGUUAUUGUUUAAAUUAGUGUUUCUCUUAAAAAUAAGAUGGAAUAUAUUUUUUUUAUUUUCAAAUCAUGUAAAAAGUUUUUAAUUAUGAUGACUUUGGUAUGCUUCAAUAGUAGGAUUACAUUGUUAUUGUCAAGGUAUACAAACUCUUGUUUACUAAUGAAAAAGAAAUUCAAACCUAACCCAGCAGCAUUCUGGGUUAUUUUUAUUUUGACACUUGUAAUCUGAAAUAAAAUGUCAGAAAUUACAUUAUGUUGAUGUUUUGGGGAAGUGGGAUAGCGUUGAAACUCUUAGAUUGAAAAAAUGUCAAGCUUGUAUGAACUCUACCGAGCUUGCUUAUGAAUAUGUUGUGCAUAUACAUACUGUAUUAUAUCUAUGGAUCAAACCUUGUGGUUGUAGUUACUUGAGGAAUUAAAAAUGAUAAAUGUUCUCCUUAGAAGGUGGAUUAAUGUGAACUAAUCCAUGUAAUGAUAAUUUGUUAUUCAAUACAGGUUCUGCAUGAAGGAAUCAUGCAAUGUAUGUGAUCAUUUAAAAAUGAGCAUUUAAGCCAAACUUGAUUUCCUCUUUCUUGUUCAUCUUUCAGAUUAAGUAGAUAAGUAAAUUAACUUAGUUUGUGUUGGUCUUGUAAGGCUGCUGUGUAAUUCUCCUAAGGUCAACUUAGUAAAAUACAUUAAAUUUGAAAUUUUUUAAUGCUCUACAUCACACCUUUUUAAUAAAUCUAUGGAAUUAUGUAGGACUUGCAAUAGAAUAUUAUGUCUUGAAAUAAUAAUAUAAGAUCAAUCCAUGGAAAUAUACAGUAGUUUGAAAUAUAAGCUAAGGGUUAAGAAAAUAUUUUGUGUUAAUGUUUUUAAUAAUAUACAGCUUAUCUUUGUAUGUAAAAAUUUCAUUAAUAGUCAGUUCAUAUAGACAGGCAUGUUCAGUAAUAAAAUUAAUUAUAUUCUUUAAGACUUUUUUUUUCAUUGGUUAUUAAAUCUGUUUAAGUUUUUGUGUUUACUUUGUUGAGAAAAAACUUUUUAAACUGUGUACAUUUAAUCAAGUUAGUGGGAUCUAGUUUAUAACCAACUUUACAAUCAGACAGUGCUUUCUUUACCAUGAUUGCAUGCAUUCUUCAUGCCAUAUGAUAGUGGGUGACAACAUGACAGUUUUCAAGAAUGUGAUCAUUGUUCUAACACAGGUCCAAGUUUUCAUCCAACCUACUAGUCGACUGUACAACAUAAAAUUAAAUUGUGAUCUGACAUAUAGUACUAUUGCUUGGUUGUAUUAAAAUAAUUCAUCAAACAUACGAGCAAUAGUAUAUGUGUAUAUUUUAUCAACUGAAUAAAACAUAAGUCUUAAAUAAUAUACUUAGUUUCAAUGAAAACUGAUUUUAUCAUUUGACAGAAAAAUUUCAGUACUCUUCAUUCUGGAAUGUAGUCUACCAGAGAGAAAACAUGCCAAUAAAAAUUUGCUUUCUCUGUAGCAACCAUGUUAAAAUAUCUUCUAGAUCUUCCAUUUCAAGAGUUGAAAUACUUAGUCUAGGAGAAGAUUCUAAAAAAACAACAAACUCAUCUUUCAAGAUUUGCUCAACCCUUUAAGGAAAAGGUCUGACUUGAUUUUCUAUUAGAGAAAACAUUCUUAAGCAUUUUCAUGUUGUAAAGUCCAAAUGUGGUAUCAGUUUUUGUUCUGUAACACUUUGUUUCAGGGUAUUUUAUACUCUUAGCCAAGAUGUGUUGAUGCAAAGUCAGAGUUGAACAUAAAAUCAUAACUAAACAUUUUAUAUAUUUCAAAUUUUCAGCACUAAAUUUUCCAAAAAUCAUUUUUUACUUGUGAAGAAUUAUAAACAUAUUUUUGAACCAAUCGGAAGCUGUGAAUGAACAUGAUGUAUGCAAAAUCUAUUUCUACCUAGCAGUUUCAUUUCCAAACAUAGACCUUUUCAGAUAUAGGUAAACUGUGAUGUAUAAUAUAUUUCGUCAGUACUUAACUAACUUGUUUUAAUAUAGAAGGACUUAAAUUAAACUACUUUCAUUUUACACCACAGUUUAUUAUGUUCAUAUGUACAGUCAACAAAUUAGCUACCUGGUCAAUCUAUACAAGUUUUUUAUAAUUCUAAAUAAAAGCAACCAGAUGUAAGCAACUCUUUCAGACAUGCUGUCUACUUCGACCAGAAAGCUACUAUGAUCAAAAUUUGGAUUAACUAUACACUAAAUAUUAUUUCAGGAUAGCCCACUACAUAAUAUACUACAAGCUGACUCUGAACUAAGUGAUCUUUGGAUUAAACUCACCAAUGUUUAAUCCUGGAACUUCCAUUCAUUCUGCGCUCGGGCUGAAUGCUGGCAUUAGCUGUAGAGUAGAAGCAUCUUGCGACCAACAAGUACUAAAUUUUUACAUUGUAGCACAUGUUAUUAUAAACUAUAUACCUUCAUGUGUGAAAGCGAACUAAUGUGACCAUAAAGCAACAUGUAAGUAUAAAUGGCUAUAACAAAACUACAUUAUUAGUAACGUGUUGCACAUGUGUUAGACCAGGUUUCACUUGAAUAGACUGUCGGGUACAGAUUAAUUUGAACAACUUGAUUACGCAAAUAUUAUUGACCGACUUUGUGUAGUACACAUGCAUAUCUUCAGUGUACUUUGCGAAUGGGUUCAUUCAUACUUUUGAUUAUAGUAAAUAAGAGUACAAUAUCAUUUAUUAGACACUUUAUAUUUACUUGAAGUAAUACUUCAUGACAAAGCGCAUACAGAAUUCCAAGCAAAAGGAUAUAAUUAAAUUUGUAUCUAGUGUGUUGGAAGUUUGCUUUUGUUAGCUGACAGUCCGCAUCUUACAAUAAUUAAUUAACUACAUACAGAUACAUAAAAGGUUUAAUAAAGUUUAUGUAGUUUCAAAGCUUUAUGAAUGCUUCUUAUUGUAUGUUACUAAUUGAUACUGUUACCGAUACGUGACCAUUAAAAUAUGUCUUGUUUUUUUGGGUUUUUUUCUGGGAGCUGUAUCAUUUAAAGGCUCGAAUAAAAUAUGUGCAACGACAAUGUGUGUUUACACAACACCUUAACGAAUGCUGAACAAAUAAAGCUUACUUUCCCUUGGCUACAAGUGUUUUUGUUGAUUCGCACGACCGUUGAAACUUGGAUCUGUGUUAUUGUUAGUUCGCUUAGAAAUUUCUAAAGUAAAAAUGUGAAUAUUUUACUUUAAGGUAUUAGAACUGCCAUGUUACUGGUCGUGGAGAAAAUAAACAUUUUUUUUCUUCGGUUAAAGUAAGAAUUACUAACUUAUAAUAAGUCCUAAAUACUGUAUUAUGUUAAUCCAUCUUGUGUGCCAAACUCGGCUCGACCGAGGAUUUUAUGAUUUGUGUUGGAUGUAUAAUACAGAAUAUUUAAAUACAUUUUUACGCUUAAUUGUACAUAUUUUUGAAGAUUAUGUGAAUUCGACAUUUACUAAUUAUUAGUAAUGCUAAGCGAUUUUGUAAGUCCAUUAGUAAGUUAGAUUUGUUUUCUUUGUUCUAGUGUACUCCUAAAGAAAAUAAUACAUUUGUAUAUAGUAAAAUUUCGGUUUUUUGGUAAUAGACAGCAGUUUGUUUUGUACAUAAGGCAGUUGAUAUUGUAAGUCUGUGUAUAUAUGUACGAGUAGAAUGCACAUUUAUCACAACUGUGUAAAUUAUUAUAUAACGUUACAAAAUGGGUCAGUUAAUGAACGAAUGAACUAUUUUGCUGUUAAACACUUUUUUAGUGCAAGAUUUCGGCUGGUUUUGAUUUGUAUGAUUUUGAUAAAUAUGUGUCUCAUGUUAUUUUGCAAUGUUUAAUAUGUUUGUUUGUACAGUUAAAUAAACACUGUUAUCUUAUAUGCUA